This is a messenger RNA of Strongylocentrotus purpuratus (purple sea urchin), 4328 nucleotides long. It is a transcript of the gene fbxl4, whose product is annotated as F-box/LRR-repeat protein 4. Gene Ontology annotation, cellular component: SCF ubiquitin ligase complex. Lineage: Eukaryota; Metazoa; Echinodermata; Echinoidea; Camarodonta; Strongylocentrotidae. The transcript has 16 exons. The record is from RefSeq and is a predicted model, not a curated record. Gene Ontology annotation, molecular function: protein binding. Gene Ontology annotation, biological process: SCF-dependent proteasomal ubiquitin-dependent protein catabolic process. Bases 273 to 2066 code for a protein of 597 amino acids.
ACCUGCAGACUACAGACGUUAAUUACCUUUUUCCUCCAAAGUAACAUUCUUUGGCAAAAAUAAAGGAUCCUCAUCUUUCAUUAGGGUAGGAACAUCUUACUGUGUUCAUUGGGAGUCAGUGUUUCAAAAAUACCUGCAGAUGUUAAAUGCCAUUUUCCUCUAAAGUAGCAUUCUUUGGCAAUGGAAAGGAUUCUCUUCUGUCAUUAGGGUAGGAACAUCUAACUGUGGAACCAUCUUGCUGCAGCUGACACACCAAGGCUCCCUCUCUCUACAUGGGCUGCAGCCCGACCUGUAUGGAGAAGAUCACCCUAUCCCCCUCUACCAUGUCAGCCUACUCCUCCUCGACCGAGCUCAGUCAGUUCGCCAAGGAGGUCAUACACUUCAGUUCACAGUAUGGAGGGGACGGCUCCAUGGCAUACGUCGCCGCUAACCUGGCAGGUUCGCCGGACGUCUUUCCAAACUAUGGGGACUUCACCCAGGCUUGUGUUUUUCGUACCUAUGGAACAUGGUGGGACAUGGCACCUUCUGCAGAGAAGAAGUUUGGAAAGAUAGGUGACUUCAGAGGCAACGACUUCAUAGAUCUAUUCUUUGAAGAGAAAGUUCUUCCUACAGCGAUCAAAAUUUAUGAAACCUACCACCCAGGCUCGGUCAUUCAGAUAUGCGGUGCAGAGAUAGAAGGCCCCGGGGACAGUGGAGGCCCCUUUUUACUAAAUAAUCACUCCAGGUGGCAUGUAUUAUGGGCUGGUGAAGCAGACGAUAAACAUUUCCAACCACAAAUGUUUUCUCCCCCCAUCAGAAACAUCAACGCAAAAACGAACCUGAUCAGACUUGUCUUUGACCACCGCUACAGCGACUACUACACCGAGCUAGACAGCGUGGAGCUGAUCGGCACGACGUCGCUGGAAGACGAUGGAACCGACAUCGAUGACGUCUACCUCCAACGUCUCCAGGACCUGACCCUGAAGGAGAAUAGGUCAAAGGGUUCUUCCUGCGAGUAUGCCAACCAAGUUCUGCCUGCCAUGGAUAAUGGCUGCUUUGAUAUGCUUCCGGGUGAGCUGAUCCAAUUGAUUUUCAAGUACCUUAGUCUGGAUGACUUGUGUGUAGCCGCAACGACAUGCACUCUGUUUAGGAAACAUUGUUAUGACCAGCUUCUCUAUGUGGAACUCAACUUACAGCCCUACUGGACAGUGGUAUCAGGAGACUCGCUGUAUGGUUUAACAGAGAGAUGCAGGCAGCUGCAGAUGUUGGAUAUAUCAUGGUGCGGGGACUGGGGGAAAAUUGCAUCAAAGGAUUUCAAUAGUUUUCUAUUCAUGUGUGGAAAUGAACUCAAGUCACUGAGAUUGAAGGCAUGUCGAUUUGUGACUAGUGAAACACUCGAAGCCAUAGCAACCGUUUGUACCAAACUCAAAGAGCUCAAUCUAUCAUCCUGCCGCAGUUUAACACCCAACAGCUACGGCUGUCUGCACUCACUCAAGAAUCUAGAAACACUCAACCUGUACCGUGCCAAAAUAACCGAGGCUGAAAUGAUCCAGAUCUUCAGCCAUACACCUCAGAUGAGGAAUCUAAACCUAGGAGGGAUACGGUUCGUUUCCACGCUGGAUAACGUCAUCCUACAGCUAUCACAGACCUGUCCACGGUUGGAAAACCUAGAUUUGUGGAGAGCUAAAACUUUGUCUUUCGUUGGAUUGGGAUACCUUGCAGCAGGCUGCCCCAAUCUACUAGAACUUGAUGUAGGAUGGUGCUCUGAUCUUAGUGUGAAUACCACUUGGCUAAGAAAGCUUGUCUCUGGCUGUCCCAAGCUCAAGAAGCUGUUGUUAACAUCUAUACGGAGCAUAGCAGAUGGUGACCUGUACUCAAUAGCAUCUAACUUGCCAGAUCUGGAACAAUUGGACCUGUUAGGAGCUCAACGUGUAAGCCUAAACGGUAUAACAAGGGUACUGGACAAGUGUACCAAGCUAGUCUUCCUGGAUGUUUCAUUCUGCCAGCAGCUCACGUUAGAUGUAGUCUCCAAGCUCAGAGAGCAGUAUCGUCACACUGACAUCAAGAAAAGCUUCACGACCACAUAAUCAUAUUCAUGUUGGGUCAGGUUUUAUAUAUUGUUUUACAUGGAGUUUCUAGCUCCAAAUAGGGGAUGUGUUAGAUGGAGUAUGGCUGCUUGGUACAAUGGAUUGGAUUGGUGUAUGUCAGCUGAAAUAAUAGUAUAAGUGUGUCAACAUUGAGAAAAGCUUCACUAUGUAAGGCCCCUCGCACUACCUACUCAUAUUCACGUUGGGUCAGGUUUGAUAUAUAUAUAUCGUUUGGAGGCAAGAGGGCGUAAAGUUGUCAUCAUUAUUUUACAUGUAGUUAAUGCUUUUCUGGCUCUAAACAGAUGGAGUAUGCAGGUAGCUGUAUGUGAUUUUGGAGUAUGGUAUAUCAGCUGAAAGAACAGUAUGAAUAUGUCAACAUUAAGAAAAGCUUCACUACGUAAGGCCCCUCGCACCACCUACUCAUAUUCACAUUGGGUCAGGUGUGAUAUAUUGUUUUACAUGGAGUUUCUAGCUUCAAACAGGGGAUGUGUUAGAUGGAGUAUGGCUGCUUGGUACAAUGGAUUGGAUUGGUGUAUGUAUGUCAGCUGAAAUAAUAAUAUGAGAGUGUCAACAUUAAGAAAAGCUUCACUAUGUCACUAAGGCCCCUCGCACCACCCAAUCAUAUUCAUGUUGGGUCAGGAUUGAUAUAUAUUGUUUGGAGGCAAGAGGGCGUAAAGUCAUCAUUUUAAAUGGAGUUAAUGCCCUUCUGGCUCCAAACAGGGGAUGUGUUAGAUGGAGUAUGUCGGUAGCUGUGUGUGAUGUUUGGGUAUGGCAAAAUGGAUUGGUUUAUUGUAUGUCAGCUGAAAGAACAGUAUCAGAAUGUCAACAUUAAGAAAAGCUUCACCACGUAAGGCCCCUCGCACCACAUAUUCAAUUUCAUGUCUGAUUAUAGUUCUGAAAUAUGUUCAGGGGUGUGGCAAAAUGAACGAGUAUCAAAGGUUUUAUGACACAUGCUCCAGCAGCAAUUUAUCUGCCGUCCUUUUCCGGCGUUCUCGUGAAAUCCGCCGCUACUCUUUCACUUUGUACAUAGCAGUUCAUUGCGUGUAAUGCCUAUGGGAGUCCGCUACCCCAUAGACUUUACACGCUCCAUGACCAGCAACUUAUUUUCGCGAGAAGGCCAAAUUUCUUACACUAUUAAGUGAAUUCCUAUUAACUGCCACCCUGGACCCACACAAUGUCCCAAUAAGCUAAUCAUAAUGUAAACCAAGCAGUAAACCCACUUGCUAAGCUAAAUCAAACUCUACAUCUAUGGUAAAAUAAAGCCUUGAGCAAAUGUUGCCAGAGCAAUGUCAUGUUACUCUCCUUAGCACCACCUGUGCAUUUCCAUGUAUGGUUCAAAUGAUAUGUUUUUGAAGUAUUUUAGCUUGAAUAUUUAUUAAUUAGAUGCAUGUGAUGUAGGGGUAUUGCAAUAUCAAAGGGUAUUGGAAGCCCAUAGCACCACCUGGUCAUUUCCGUGUAUGGUUUGAAUGAUUAGUUUUGAAGUAGAGUAGAUAGCGUGUGUAGCUAGAUGCAUGUUGAUAUGGGGGUAUUGCAAUAUCAAAGGAUAUUGAUGAAGACCCAAUGUACCACCUAUUCAUUUCCAUGUAUGGUACAAACAAUUAGUUUUGUAGUAGAGUAGAUAGUGUGUGUAGCUAGAUGCAUGUGAUAUGGGGGUAUUGCAAUAUCAAAUGGUACCACCUACUCGUUUCCAUGUAUGGUUCAAAUGAUUAGUUAUUAAGUAGAGUAGAUUGCGUGUGUAUGUAGAUGCAUGUGGUAUGGGGGUAUUGCAAUAUGAAAGGGUUUGGAAAAACCCUAGCUCCAUUUAUCUAAUCUCAUUCAGGUUUAGAGAAUUUAAAGGCAGCGCAUCCUCCCUACUGGCAUAAGGUAUAAUUUCCUUUGAAUAGAAUGGUUAUGGAGAAGAACGUAUUUAAGAACACCAAUCUGAGGUUUAGGAAUCUGAAACUGCCAUUGUACAUGUGUGUGACGUUAUGGCAACCGCAGGGUAUCAUUUUGAAUUAUCAGCGAGUUGUCCAGUAUUCCGUGCUCGUAAUGUUUGAGAAAGAAACGGUGGUGUUUUGCGUAAUAUUCAUUAUCUUACAAAAUAUAAUUAUAAGGGUUUGGUGCUAAUUGUGACCCAUUUAUGACAUUUUUCAACGGAUUGCAAAAUGCAUCGGACACCUUGAACCUACAUGUAUGCAAUACUUUUGAUAGUAUUAUGUGUACAGUCAAACCUGCUUUAGUUGACCACCUGUCUACAAAGACCACAUUUGUUGUUUCCCUUGA